Messenger RNA from Cyprinus carpio (common carp), 8565 nucleotides. Its product is annotated as sal-like protein 1. Gene Ontology annotation, biological process: regulation of transcription by RNA polymerase II. Gene Ontology annotation, molecular function: DNA-binding transcription factor activity, RNA polymerase II-specific; RNA polymerase II cis-regulatory region sequence-specific DNA binding. The record is from RefSeq and is a predicted model, not a curated record. Gene Ontology annotation, cellular component: nucleus. Lineage: Eukaryota; Metazoa; Chordata; Actinopteri; Cypriniformes; Cyprinidae.
UUACCAGAAGAGAUUUCUACUUUUAUUUUGAUUAUUUUUGUUUUAACAUAUUUAUAGUGUGCCUCCCCAUUUUUUUUAACUCAGCCUAUAUAAAUGUAUCAAUUCCUUGUCUAUUUGUGCUACUGAAGGGACUCGCUGUAAGAGGUCUAUUAAGUAGCUACAGCUGAAAAGUUUUAGACCACUCGAAAUUAUCACUUUGCGUUAAAACAAAAACACGUUUAAUCUAGGUCUGUGUGAUUCUUCUAAGAAUCCCUUUAUUGCCUACCAUUCUCGUGUGUGUGUGUCUGUGUGUGUGUGUUUAAGUUGGUCUCAAGCUGACUUAUGAAGGAAAGUAGGCUGUAAUAGGCGAAGUUCGAGUUUCAUUUUAUUAUGAAAGAUUUUUACAAAAUUCAGCAGUAUUUUUUGGUGAAAGUUAAAGCUAAUAGAAUUAGUUUUGUUCUGGCCCGUUUAAGUUGCCCACACAAGUGGGGAUUCAUAUGGCUUCAGCUUUUCCUCCUCCUCCCCUCUUCUGUAGGAUAUUGCAUCUCUAGACUUCAGCAGCGCCAAAACCCAGACAGAAACAAUAUGAAACGAAUAUUUUUCUUUUGUAUGUAGUUUUACACCAUGCUAUCUCACUGACCAGCUGUGCCUAUAUCUCACUCCGUUAUCGAAAAUUAUGUCAUUCGACCUUAGAGGUGGAGGAGACGUCGGCGAAACUUCUUUUCUUAAAAAUAUUUCCCCCCAGUAUUUCCAACUCUUAUGAAACUGUAUUAUGUAAAGAGUAAGCACAAUCGAACUGAGUAGCAUGUAGUUACGGGCGAUCGGACAACGAAAUCACAAAAUCUCAUGUAUAGGCUAAUCGAGCUUUUCCAUUAUGACUUCACACUUAUAGCCUAAUUUAAACUUUUUGCGUCAUAUUAAUUUUGCUAUACCUUCUUAUACAAUAGAAGGGUAUCGAAAACGUACACCAAUAUGUAAUCUCGUUCGUUUGCUUUUAAUUCAGGUUUAUGAUCAAGAGAUGACUUACUAGUAGCUCGUUCCAUGUAGCUAGUUUCCGACACACACUGACCAAACUCAUCUUUCAUACAGUGCCUUGUCAUCUUUUAAAACGUAGCUACAUUUAAGCUACUACACAUAUGUUUUUCGAGCUAUACAAAUAUGAGUGCAAAAUAUUUAUUAAUUUAUAAUAGAAUUUUCUUUGCACAUGUAAAAUAACGACAGGCUGCAACAAGUCAAAUUCUACAUGAAUGAUCCUUUUUUUCUUCUUCCCCACUAAAAUGCUCUCCUACUAAAUGUAGACAUUUAAUUUAAUAGUUUUUAGUGUUUCAACAUUUCUGUUUCUGAAGUCAGGCAGGCGGUGACUAGGUUUUGUAACAGUCAUUGACUUCACAUUUUAAGCCUAUUCUUGUUUUACUACUUUUAAGCUGCAUUUAUCAAAGGCCGUCUCACGUCCCAUCGAGCUAUAAAAAGAAUUUAAAGAGCACAGCCUACUGAACAUUCUGAUCAGGAAAGUGUCUUACUUGUCUUGAUCCGUAAAACGUGGUGUUUCGGAGGAAUUGUCCUAUCUCAUGCUUCACUCAGCGUUUUGUAGGCUAUCAUGUUUCUGAUUAGAAUGGGACAUUUGAAGAGGUAAGGAUUUUGUUUCAUAUCUAAACUAGAUAGAAAUAAUUUUCUUCAAUUUAUUUUUUAUUCGGCUUAAAUCCAUUUUCAAUAUUCCGAUGUGGAACAUGUGACGAAUUAACAGAAGUGACCUACUUAUAGCCCACUGUUAACGCAAAAAGGAAAGUUAGUUGGCUAUAGAAAUAGAGCACACCGUUCAUUAAAUGACCGUUCUACGGCAAUCUUUGUUAGCCUACAUACAGAAAAAUUAAUUAUAAUUCAUGUUUCUAUAUGUAGGCUAACAUAAAGAUUAGUAACUGGCACAACACGAUUAUUAGCUCUUUAAUAUUGCAGUAAACAGCAACGUUAUUUUACGCUCCUCCUCUUCACGUUAAUUCAUUUGAUCUCUGAGGUUAUAAAUAAAAUAAAACUAAACUGCUUUUCGUUGCAGAUCAUGGGCCGCUAUAGACACCAGUUGCUUCUAGAUGUCACAACUUCAGUUUCAUAUGCGUUCCUUAAACUUACAAUGUGUUUAUGUUUGGUUAUAUUAAAAAAAGAAGAAGAAGAAAAAAAUAUAUAAGUGAUAAUCGUUUUUCCCCUAGUUAUAGUCUAUGUUUUUUCUUUCUUUUUUUAAAUACUGAUUUUCGCGGUUCUAUGUUUUGAGAUGCAAUACUGGGCCUACAUCCCCUUAUUGUAGCAUAGCCUAUUCCCUUUUAAUUCGUAGAGAACGAUAUUCAGAAAUCAGCUCGUUGUUAUUAAAAAUUAAUACGAGAACAGGCCCAGAUUUACAUAAGCAGUUCUUUGGCGACUGACGUGCAAAGGCAGGUAAAUUUUAUAUGAUUACUGCUAGAAUUUCAGAAAUGGAAAAGAAAACAGAUUUUCAAAAUCAUGGCAUAGCUUGAUGUUCCCUUUUCAAUUUAAUAAAGAAGUGAAUGGAAGUGUUUGUCAACCGCUGUCUGCUGACCAAGUUCACAUUUUCGCCAAAUACAGCUCAUUUAAAGCAAGAGGCAAAGGCUUAACCUGUAGGCUAUGUCAGGUCAGAAAUGUAUUGCUGUCUUCAUGUCUUAAGCAUUGCUUGGUAACUUUUUUCCUUAACCUUUUGUGUAAACCAGGUCUUGAUAAAUACAGAUAAACUAACUUGGUGUCUUCUCACUUGAGAAUAGCAGAGAGGCUAAUUUCCCCCCUAUGCUUUGCGGCCUGUGUGAGGAAUUAGAAAGCAGUAUUACGGCUAGACUGAGGUGAGGAGUCUGUCCCUGUUGGCCUGUCACUGGGGGUGGGAUGUAGAGCUUUUUUAACCUUUGCCAGGCUUCCUCUGUGCGGAGGCGAUGAGAGAUCAGGUCACGGUUUGUUCAUGUGUACCAUGUCUCUGACCUCCACCAUGCUGUGCUAUAGCCAGCCAAACAGGGACUCUUACUUUUUUUCUGGUGUGUGUGUGUGGUUGAGAAGGUGGGGGGUGAUGUGGAUUGAGAUCAAUGUGGCUGCUUUCCCCUUUCACCUCAGCAAAUUUGCCACACACCCACCCAGAGAGAUUGUCAGGGAGGUCCCCCCCUCCAAAACACACACAAGCAUCGCAAACAACAGGGAUUUUGUAUGUCGUCAUUUUGUCAGUGUUUAUGUAGUGAAAGUUUUGGAAGUGGCUUCAACGUCUGAUUUAAAAAAAUAAUAAUAAUAAUUCUCAAGUUUCCUCUCAUACUCGUCCUUUUAAGAGCAAGUCAUAAGAAUUGGGGAUGAGGGCUCGGUGACCAGCAGAGAAGCCUUUCCCAGGCACACCAUCUAGUGUUCAGUAGGAAGUUUUCUAUGGCUUGAGAGAGAAAGUGAGGGAGGGACGCUAAGGGAAAGCAGGAAAGUUGAGGGCGGGUGGAAGAUAGUAAGGGACACACAAGGAGGUUCUGAGUGAACGGUAACUCACUCUUCGAAGUCACAACUAGCAAGGCGCCUGCAGCUGAGAAAAGGGACACAGAGACCAACCCGGACGACUCCCCCUGUAAAGAUUCGGGUGCCCAUGUCUGCAGCAGAUGUUGCGCAGAAUUCUUUGAACUAUCGGAUCUUGAACAACACCAGAAGAAUUGCACUAAGAAUCAAUUAGUUCUAAUUGUUAAUGAAAAUCCAGUGUCUCCUUCCGGAACCUUCUCCCCAGGCUCCUCUCCUCAUAAUCCUGAUGAGCAGAUGAAUGAUACAACUAAUAACACAGAUCAAGCAGAGUUGACCGACCUUUUGGAGCAGAACGUACUUGACAAAGAGGAGGCCAUGGACACCGAGAUGUCAGGAGUCUCUGCACCCCAAAAUGAUGGAAGUGGACGUAUGGCAGGUGGCAGCCCACUCAGUGGCGUUGGAAGCAGCCAUGGAGCUCUGGGCAGCACUGGAUCUAAUCUGGGGAACUCUGUCAUCUCUGCCUCACUACCUCAGCUGGGUAACUUGACUGAGCUGGGUAAUUUUUCCAUGAUCAACAGCAACGUCAUUAUUGAAAACCUACAGAGCACCAAAGUGGCAGUGGCCCAGUUCUCUCAAGAGACCAGAACAGCGGGAGGGCAAAGGGUGGCUGUGCCAGCCCUCAUGGAGCAGCUUUUGGCCCUACAGCAGCAGCAGAUACAUCAGCUACAACUCAUCGAGCAGAUUCGUCACCAGAUUCUUCUGCUAGCCUCACAGUCACCUGAGCUCCAAGCACCACCUAGUUCUUCCCCUGUGACUUUAGGUUCAGGUACUAGCCCACUAACCACUCUUAGUUCCCAUUUGUCUCAACAGUUGGCAGCUGCUGCAGGGUUAGCACAGAGCAUAGCUAGCCAGUCUGCAAGCAUUAGCAGUUUGAAACAGAUGGCUAAUGUUGUGCAGCUACCUCAGAACAAUUCCAGUGUGGGAGAGUCAUCUCAAAACCUUGGAGCAGCAGGGCCAGCUACAGUUAAUGCCCCACCUUCAGACAAGAGACCAGGUAAUGCAGGAAGCUUGCAUCCUCAGUUGGGAAAUCCAUCAUUGGUGAAGUCAUCCACACCAGCCUUUGCAAUGGGAAGCCUAUUGAAUCCUGUGGCUAAUACCCUUCUACCUCAGCCCCCACCAGGCAACCCAAUAUUUUCCAGUGCACUGCCCAGUGUCGGUACCACAGUUGAAGAUCUCAACUCACUGGCUGCACUUGCUCAGCAAAGAAAAGGCAAGCCACCUAAUGUCUCUUCUUUUGAACCGAAGAGUAGCUCUGAGGAUACGUUUUUCAAGCAUAAGUGCCGGUUUUGUGGCAAGGUGUUUGGUAGUGACAGUGCUUUGCAGAUUCACUUACGUUCUCACACAGGUGAGAGGCCAUACAAAUGCAACAUAUGCGGCAACCGCUUUUCCACCCGCGGUAACUUGAAGGUUCAUUUUCAGCGUCAUAAAGAGAAGUAUCCACACAUUCAGAUGAACCCAUAUCCUGUACCAGAGCAUCUAGACAAUAUUCCUACGAGUACUGGCAUUCCCUAUGGUAUGUCUAUGCCUCCCGAGAAGCCAGUGACUAGCUGGCUCGAUAGUAAACCUGUUCUGUCUACUCUGACAUCUUCUGUUGGCAUGUUACUUCCACCAACUAUACCAAGCCUGCCUCCAUUCAUCAAGAAGGAAGAGAAUAGCUCAGUGGCUAUAAGCAGCCCUUCUCAUUCUGCUAAAAGUGACUCAGGUCCUGCAGAUGCACCCAUGAAGAACACAGAUAAUGUGUUGGAAGAAGGGGAGAGCACAACCCUGACUACCUCAUAUGAAAAAGUUGAAGAAAACAUCCGUUCAUCCAGUCUAAUGACAAGCAUGAGCUCUGCAGUGGAGGGUACCAUUGAGUACACCACCUCCAACAGCCCUCCAAUGGCCAUUAACCCACUCAUGCCCCUGAUGUCAGAACAGUUCAAAGCUAAGUUUCCUUUCGGGGGUCUCCUUGAUCCUCUCCAAGGUUCAGAGACAUCUAAGCUUCAGCAACUCGUUGAGAACAUCGACAGGAAAGUGACAGACCCUAAUGAGUGUGUUAUCUGCCACCGUGUUCUCAGCUGCCAUAGUGCACUCAAAAUGCACUACCGCACACACACCGGGGAGAGGCCUUUCAAAUGUAAAGUGUGUGGUCGUGCCUUCACCACCAAGGGCAACCUCAAGACUCAUUACAGUGUCCAUCGAGCUAUGCCGCCACUGAGGGUCCAGCAUUCCUGUCCUAUUUGCCAGAAGAAGUUCACAAACGCUGUGGUCCUUCAGCAGCACAUUCGCAUGCACAUGGGUGGCCAGAUCCCUAACACCCCUCUUCCUGACAACUAUCCAGAAUCCAUGGGAUCCGAUGCUGGCUCAUUUGAUGAGAGAAACUUUGAUGAUCUUGACAACUUCUCUGAUGAAAACAUGGAAGGAAUCGAGGAUGGACCAUACAGCAGCAUUCCAGACACACCAAAGUCAGUUGAUGCAUCUCAAGACAGCCUCUGUUCAUCCCCUACUCCACAGGAGUCAUUAGGCAUGGAGAGCCAGGAGAAGAGUGCCAACCAGGGAGUAGAAGAAGACGACGAACAGUGUGACCAAGGGAAAUUAAUAGAGAACGGAGUAAUGGAAGGAGACAGACUCACAAAUGACUCCUCUUCUCUUGGAGGCGACAUCGAAAGCCAAAGUGCCGGAAGUCCAGCUGUCUCUGAAUCUACCUCUUCCAUGCAAGCUCCAUCACCCUCUAAUGGUACUAUCCAACAGCAAAAGUCUCCUAGUCUGGAGGACCGGCAGCAGAGGGCAUUGUCAUUGGACCACAUUAGUGCGGGUCUCAUGCAGUCUCAUUCUCACAGUCCUGGAGCUCUGGAUCUUACUUCAAUUAACUCAUCAAAAGAUCCUCUUAGCAUGCUUUUCCCCUUCCGUGAGCGAGGCACCUUGAAGAAUACAGCAUGUGACAUCUGUGGCAAAACGUUUGCCUGCCAGAGUGCCUUGGAUAUCCAUUACCGAAGCCAUACCAAAGAGAGACCGUUCAUUUGUACAGUAUGCAACCGGGGCUUUUCCACCAAGGGGAACUUGAAGCAACAUAUGUUGACCCACCAGAUGCGAGAUUUGCCCUCCCAGCUCUUUGAGCCUAACACCAGUCUUGCCUCCAGCCCAACUCCAUCGCUUCUAUCUGUUGGACCCUUGUCCUCAAUGAUGAAGACUGAGAUCAACGGCUUUCUGCAUGGCCUUCAACCUGAAGUAAAAGACUUGCCCCCGGCACUGGUGACCUCAUCUGCUUCCACCUCUCCAGUACUUUCAGCCGCCCCACCACGGAGGACGCCUAAGCAGCACUACUGUAACACUUGUGGGAAGACAUUUUCCUCCUCCAGUGCCCUGCAAAUCCACGAGAGAACCCAUACGGGAGAGAAGCCCUUUGCUUGCACCAUCUGUGGACGAGCAUUUACCACCAAAGGAAAUCUCAAGGUGCAUAUGGGUACCCACAUGUGGAACAGUGCUCCUGCACGGCGUGGUCGCAGGCUUUCAGUAGAUGGUCCCAUGGCUUUCCUGGGCGCAAACCCUGUAAAGUUCCCUGAGCUCUUCCAAAAGGACCUAACUGGUAGGGCUGGAAACGGAGACCCAACCAGCUUCUGGAAUCAGUAUGCUGCUGCUUUCUCUAACGGCCUGGCCAUGAAGACCAACGAGAUCUCUGUGAUCCAGAAUGGAGGCCUGCCCCCUCCACUGUCAGGGAGCGUGGGCAAUGGAGGCAGUUCUCCGAUCGGAGGCUUGACAGGCAGCAUGGAAAAGCUGCAUAACUCUGAGCCCAAUCCUGCUCUGGCUGGCCUAGAGAAAAUGGCCAACACCGAGAAUGGGACUCACUUCCGCUUCACACGCUUCAUGGAGGACAAGGAGAUAGUGACCAACUAGAGAAUCAUUUUUGUUGUGCUCAUGAACAAAUAUACACUCUUAAACUGGCACACACAUGCUCCCGUAUGCGUCCAUGAAAGAAAGAAUGAAAAGCAAGAAGAAAAAAAACUAUCUGCUUUUGCUUGCCAUUAAGACUUUAUGAAGACGAGUUUGAAAAGAACUUGCUUUUUUUUGUACAAUGUACAACAUGUUAUAGUUUUAUGGAGCUUAUUUAUUAGUGAUUAUAACCUUGCUCGAAAAACCAAGUGGAAAUAUUAACAGUUACUUAGUUUUUAUGUUAUUUUCUGUUUUAUCAGCAGAGUGAAUCUGUAUGAGUGUUUUAAAGUGUGCUUUUGACACUUAGCUUUUCUUGGUAGAAGACUUCACCAUGGCAUUAAAUUAUUUUCUAUCUGUAGUAUGUGUUAACAAAACUUGAUGUUCAUGUAAUGAUUUAGAGCUUAAAAAGUGCAACAUAAGGCUGUAAAUACUGUACACUUAUCUGUGCUAGAUGGUUUACACGCUGUGUAGAAACUGAGAUUUCUGAGAAAUAUCAACAUUUCAUAAAUCCAGCGACAUGAGUUAGUCCUUUUCUCUCUGUCUUAGAAGUUAAAAAGAAAAGUAAAAAAAAAGAAAAGAAAAGUAAAAAAAAAAAAAGUUUUCACCUCAGCUGUUUAUUUAGACCUUAGUAUUUUCAUUUUGCUUUUUACUACAUUCAGUUCUCACUCUUUAUUUGUGCUUAUAGGAUACAAAGAAUAAACGGUUGUUAGAUGUCGACAUGAAGAGGUCCACACACUUACGAAUGGGAGGGAAAAAUGCCUUGUGUGAUCUUUGAGGUUUUGCUGGGCUUUCAAACUGCUGCUAGGUACUAGCGUCUUUGUUUGACAUCUACUGCACUUCACGUGUUGACGCGCCCUAUACAUUAUUAUUAUUAUUAUUAUUUUCUUUCGGAUGUGGAGCAACAAAUUCCUUUACAGCAAUUGUACAUAGUCUUACUCGAAGACAUGGUCCAUCUCGGCCAGGGGACAAAUGAUGAUAGUGUUUUUAUAAAUAUUAUAUAAAUAUAUAUAUAUGGACUGUUACAUGCACUUUCUUGAAAAGUUGGAAGAUCUUUUAGGGCCCAGUUUCUCUACAGUUUAAUACCUACUAACAACUACGAUACUGUAAUUCUUUACUCUAAUAAUCAAAUACAUCAGUUUUCCAAAA